AUGAAUUCGACAGAACCCUCGGCAACGGGAAUGAAUUCGCCUACGGCUGGCUACAUAGCCAUCGUAAUUGCUGCUAUCGGUUUCGGAACCAAUUAUCUGCCCGUAAAAAAGUUCAAGAUGGGUGAUGGUAUGUUGCCUUUCUGUCCUUGAGCGUAAUGUCACAUUAGUCAUUUGCAUAAAAUCGGACAUAAAUUUAUAAUCACUGCUGUUUGAACAAGCUGUUUUGCACCAUUUUGGGUUGAGUAACUUGCUGAACUAACAAAAAAUUCAUCUUAUCCGAGACUGCGCUCCAUUGGUCUACCUGCCUGAAAUGCCCAAGGAACAAAUUAGUCAAUUCCAUACGUAGUCUUGCUUGGAAAAAUCAAAAGGAAACAGAAAACAGUUUCUCCUCGGCAUCUGCAAAGGUGUUAUACCGCACUCUCGCAAAUGUACUAGCUAAAGGCCUAACUAGUUCCUAUGUUGGGAGUACGGCAUAACACCUUUGCCAUACAGAUUUUAUACUACUUGUACUACUAUUCUUUUGUAGAAAGGACGUCACGUGGCUACUCCACAGUAGUCGAUCGUUUUUAACUCAAAUGCUCUUUUUAAUUUUGGGCCCGACACUAUAAAGUCGUGUGCCGGACACUUAACUGCAUGUCUUGCAUUUAAUAGCCUCUGAAAUUAUUAACUCGAUCGGUGAGCAUCCCUCUGCCAUUAUAUAUGUACGGGAGACAAGUGCCCCGUGGGUGCGGAAUUUGUAACUGAGGCAGUUACCUUGACAUUUAAAAUUAUUUCACAUGCGGAGAUGUAGUAGGUAAAUAUGCCACACACACUUCACGUGUCGUACCCUUUUACCCUAAGAUAUAUUUACCAAAACCUCUGCCAAACUCACGGUUUGUGCACUACACCGAAGUAAAUUUUUUGCAGAAAACCAAUUCUUGCAUAAGAAAAAGACUUUAGUCUACGUUUUAUCUUUUUCAAAAACUCGUCAAAACAAUACCACACUUACUUUCGCAAAACGCACGAUACAGUUUUUCCAUUAGGGCGGACUUGGCGUUCAAAGGGAGCCUUGUAUUCACAAAGUGAUUCCCACUCGCAAAACGAGUAACGGGUUUUCCAACGCGAAUGUCUCUAUAUUCCUUAAAAGGUUUACUUAUCCGAAGUAAAAGUUAGGGUUGCUUAUAUAUCCAAAAUAAAAGAGAGAGACGUGUGUGGAUACGUAUGCGUUUGCUCCUGAAAAUCUGCCACAAUGAAUGUAAAAUGCCAUUUUGUUGAGCGCUGACAAAAAAGUAAAUUUGUGUUUUUUGCCUAUUUGUGAGCUUGAUGAGAAUUAAUUAGUCUGUCGUGACGGCAUUUAUGCAACAGGAAACGUCCAGUUUGAGACUUUUAAUCAGCAUUUUUGAAAUUGCAUACAGUUGAACCAUUUAAAUCUAAAAGACCAAAAUUUCAUCCGUUGCAACACAUACAGCUCAGUUCAAUCCCUACUAGUGAUUGAGCGAAAAUAUUUUAAACAUUCACUCGAUCGUGCUGGACGGCCGUAAUCACUCGAAGCUAACUCACAUGAAAUAAAAGCCCAGGAAAAUAGCUCUUACACUCGAAAUUGUUGUUCCGGCUUAACCAAAUCAACUAGUUUUGCAAAAACGAAAAAACGCUCGAUUACUUCGUUAAGUCACCCAAGAAGAAAUAACACCUUCUUGAAAUUUUGUGUUCAAAAGCAGUUUUUAAAAUCGAAAAUUCUAAUUUGCAAAGAGUUUUAACAUGCACUGUAAAGGACUACAUCCUUUUUCGCAAGUUGCUUGAGUCUGUACAAACAGUAUGCAAAUGCUUUUUAUUAAAUUAGGAUAGUUUGAAAGGCUAGGAUUCCAAGGUCGAGGUCGCAAACGCCAGCAAAUGAUUAGCUUACUCGGGUCAAAAUGUCAAGUGCGAAGAAUGAAAUUGGGAUGUUGCUGGGUGAUGACAGCAGACAACCCGAAGAUGGCCAUUUCAAUGCUGACCCCCAGUUAUCGCAGUGGUGAACUGUAAACCCUAGGCUCAAAGGUUGAGCGUAUUUGGUUAAGAAACGUACGCCAGCUAGGUCCGUGUACGAGACUUCAGCAUGAUAACUUCAAUUUUCCGGAGUCGCAAUCAUAAUUAGGUAAUGUUCUACAGAAAAUCGUACGCUAGGGAAUUCCAGUGAAUAUAUAGUUGACUUCUAUGACUAUUGCUUGUGAGUUUCUCAGUGCCGAAAAGGAACAGCCUGUUUUCUUUGGACAUGUAUGAACCUGCUACUUCACAUAAUUACCGACGUGGUUCUUGUUCUAGCAUAUGCGUCAUUCCUAAAAUGGAUCAAUCUAGAGUGAUUUCCUGAAAUUCAUCUCUCCAAAUUCUGUAAAAACCUUAGCUCGCUGUGCAUUUUCUGCCCGAAACCAGUAAAUAUUGUUGCGCCCUUGGUUUAGGCAUGUUCUUCCAGUGGAUCAUGUGCAACGCCAUCCUUCUUGUGGGUCUCAUUGUCAAUUGUGCUGUUGGAUGUCCAAAGUUCUAUCCUCUUGCAAUGCUCGGCGGUGCCCUAUGGGGGACAGGUAUGAGUCGUGGAUUAACAUGUCUUUAAUUUUAUGCGCCAGAAUUCCGUUAUACGCCAACUCUCGUAGUAAAUGGAGUUUUCUGCUCUAGAUGCAAUUCUAGGCAGAAUAGCAAUCCACCGCUAGUUUAAACACAAAAAAUAAGUUUUCAUCCUCAGGUGGAUAGUAAUUAACAGUUAGAUCAGUCAUCGGCGGAUAAAAUGCCUGGUCGACUUUCGUUACGUGAUCGCUGGAGGAAAAUUAUCAAGUCUGACUAACCGGCCGUCUAAGAAUUCCUCAAUUAGUAUUUACCAACAAUAUCCUCUUGAUAUAAGGCCGCCAGCCUUGUUUUAAUUGACAUCGUGGACAAAAAUAAUUUUGAAUAAUAAGUCAAAUGGAAAUAGACGCAGUAGGGCGCAUUUCGAGGGAAAAGAUUUUCUUGGUGAUGGAUUGUUUUUCUAAAAAAAUCCAUCUAAAUGCCUCAUACAAAAUAACGGACGUGUACAGAAUUCCUGUAACAAAUUCAAGAAGCUUUUUCUAAUACAUUUAUUUAAACGCAAACCAAAGCAUUUGCGGUCAUGUUUAAAGGCAAAAUCUGCCGCGAAAUGAACUGUUAAAUCAGCCCUUUAUGAAAUAUUCGGUUAGGGAGUUGAUUUCGAUGUAGUCUGCUAAGCUCGACACUUGCUUUCCAAAAAACCAGUAAACAAAAAUGGCCUAAUGAUUAUUUCAAUGAUGUUUCGGUAGAAUUUGAAUAAUUCAUAUCGACCCAACUGUGAAAAACUCGGCAUCUAGAUGGGAUUCGAACCCAUGACAGUAACGGAAAGGCUUUAAUACGGCCAACACUAUUACCACCUGAGCUACGAAACCUCGCCGAAUGAAGUGAGUUUAAUCACAUUUGAGUCAAGUUACCCGCCCAACCUACUGCAACGUCUGAAUCCACCAAAUCUGAUACAAUAAGUUGGCUGCCCAAGCAGGAUUUCCUAAUUAAUUCACCUAGAAUCCACCUGAUUACUACUAGGCUCACGUAAUUCAUAAUUCGCGUCGUCCUGCGGGGCCUCGUAGUUCAGAUGGUCAGGGCGUUGACUGUACGGAAGCCUCCCCCUUAUUGUCGAGGGCUCGAAUCCCAACGAGGUGCCGAGUUUUUCACAGUUGGGUCAAUCGAAGUAAUGAUUAUUUACUUAUUUCUUUUUCUGAACUAAUGGGUGUGGGUUUUAUUUCUGACUGGCAGGAAAUGCCCUGAUUGUGACGAUCAUCGAGGCUAUUGGUGUGGGAUUGGGUAUUCUCAUCUGGUCAAUGGCAAACAUGCUCUUCGGAUUUGCAAGCAGCCGGUAACCUUCCUCAAUAAACGUGACCAUUAAUAAUUUUAUGACUUUUUCCGUUUCUGCCUACUGGUAGUUUUCACUGGUCAUGAAGCGUAGUACUAGUCUGCAGCUGUAAGCAAGGUAAACUACCGGGAAGGUGAACAUAUGGCUUAGGAGACCUAGAAAAUGGCUCCUAUGUAAUGAGGUUAGACAAAUUAAUGGAAGUGGGCUCAUGGAAAGCUGCUUCUAUGGCUAUUUUCGAGUUUUCAAUAAGAAUCUAGCAUAGCACUGGGCACCAAUAAAGACAAAUCACUAUAACCGAGAAUGUGAGAAUUAGUGCGUUCAUCGGUAUCAUUCUUCCCCAGAAGAGUCAGUCAAGGAAAACAUGAACGAUAUAACAAGUGGACAAACACCAUACGCUUUUACUGUCCUUUGUCUUUUUCCGCAAUACCAUUGAGUCAGGGGAGAGUAUUAGUUAGUUGAUUGACCCGUCAAAAGACCGUUCAUCGGAAUUUGGACCCGACAUUGUCUUCUUUCGCUUAGGUUUGGUUGGUUCGGCAUUCCCUGCAAAAUCCCCUCAAAACCAGUGAUGAACUACAUCGGUGUGGGUAUUGCUCUCGGAAGGUGAGUAAGCGUUCUUUCAUUCUUUUUCCCAUGAUAAUUAUUUUAUUUCACUUUGCUCUACCAUCCAAUGCACCAUAUGAAACAGUGGACGAUCAGAGGGAAGCAAACCCAAAUCUCUAACUUUUCUGGCCGUUCAAUUAAGCAGGACCCCGAAAUGCAAAAAUGCUUCUUGAGAUAUGGUAUAGGCCAAAAAAAUUAAAGUUUGUAGGAAGUUAAUUGUUUUAACCACAUGGACGCUUUCUUCCUUCCGCUCAUUUGAUUGCAGAUAGAGACUUCUUCAAAUUCUAUACUUGCAGAAAGAAGGUCCUUCUGUUUUAGAAAACUCCCUCCAUUCCCGAAUAAUUGUGAACACAGCCUGUUGUCAUACUUGCAUCCAGGAUUUCGUACAAGGGGAAUCAGACAUUGUACAUGUUCAGAUUGGCAAAGUUGAGAGAUCCGGGAAGAUUAUUAGAAGAAGAAAAUAAGCUCUCCGGAACAGGCUUAUUUAACUGCUGACGUCUCAAAGAGCCGCGUCGGCUCUUCAUUGUCAAAGCGUAAAAUGCACUUAAUCGAUCAGAACCACACCGGACUUAGGAAGGCCCUACGGAGAAAGCCGGACGCUGGGUCUACUCGGUGAGGAAGAACAAGAACCGCCAGACCGACCGCCCGACAGACAUUCACUCAGCUCUCCUCGACGGAGUGGUGACCCACAAAGCACACAGGCAAAACGCCCGUCCACCAUCUCCCGAGAGGCUGAGGCUUCGAGAGGAGAGAAACACCGAUCAGCAUAAGGCCGACCAACACAAGAUGCCACUUUAAAUUAAACUUCUGAUCGAUUAAGUGCAUUUUACGCUUUGACAAUGAAGAGUUGACCCAGCUCUUUGAAACGUCAGCAGUUAAAUAAACCUGUUCCGGAGAGCCUAUUUUCUUCUUCUAAUUUUACAUGCCAUUACAAAGAGGACAUGUAGGGCUCAUCAGAUUUUUUAAUGGAUAUAGACCACGUUUUCCACUCCAUAAGCGGCAUUAGAAGUGUGCUGAUGCGAUGUUGUACGGCUGAGCAUUUCAUGUUCUUGAAAAAUCACACAAUUAAAAACUUUAUUAAACCGGAAGAAACUCCUUCCUCGAGUAUAAAAUUUCAAAAAGGAUAUUUGUCAGCAAAUGAGUAAAAGAAAAAAUAGUUUUGUGUGCGUUUAGUAUAAAAUAUAUUUAAAUUUGUAGGAGCGUAGAAGAUCAGUAGGGACAAUUCGCACUAAUUAAGUAGUCAUUUUUGCAAAAUGUAAUUUGCAGAGGUGGUUGAUAAGGCGCUCGUUCAAAAGUCGGAGUCCUGAUAUGACUGGAAUAUUUUAAUAGGUUGCGCCAUGUUAACUACAAUUACAAUACUACUUAAGUAAUCUUCCAGAAUUAAAAACGUAUUUCAGAAUUUAAGCAUACACUGCAUAAGAUGGCAUAUCUACUCUACUUGCCUCCUUAACUUACGAAUCUGUAGGAGUCGAAAUAACUGCUGUGUCGAUCUCGUCUAAUUAUGUCGUUAUCGCACUGUUUUUUAUUCGGUUGUCUUCUAGCCUGCAAAACGGUCACCUCUUUCUGAUCACUGCUGUCAUAUUUUGGAGCUUGUUUAGUCUGGGGAACCAAAUACUCUACCGUUGGUCAACAACGACGUGAAUAAAUGACCAAUCGAAUUUGGUCAGUACAAACGGAAGGGAGGCGGCACGGGUGGCGCUAGGGCUUGGCAAUUUUAAGGACCUGCCAGCCCAAAAGUGUGCACUGUUCACGCUGUAUUCGCGUGCAUAUGCCUGUUUCCGAUCACGGACGUGUUUACCGGUUGAAGCUGAGCGCAGCGUUCGUAUCCCGGUAACUGUCUCGAGUGGCGGCCGAAAACAAACAUGAGACCUUGUCCGGCUACUGCAGGCUCAGCGGCUGUCUCGAGACAGCUUCAGGCGUGUACAUUAUCUUCUAACCGCAAGUGUCCCCCACUUCGAGAAAGGCCAAUUUAACUUGCAUGUGAAGAUGGGUCACUGGGUGGAGGAGAAUGCGACCAUCACUGAGCAUCUUUCUUUUAAUAGACAGGUCGUCUUUGUCCCUUUCGUACAAGACACUUCUGCGAAAUUACAUUUCUAGUCUCUUGCUGACGAGGGGUUGUCUAUAACUGUUACGGGCGACUCAACCUGAUUCAAAUAGCGUUCUCUCUGCAUGUCGACAGUCAGGGUUUUUAAGUCACCAUAGGUAAUAAACACUGCUUGUCCGUAGCGGGGCAUGGGGCCAAAAAAAUAUGCCUCAAAACUGUCUGCUUACAUCUCCUGGUGAGCCGAUAGUAGUUUUCCGGGCGGUAUUAACUCUCGAAACACAGACAACACGCCUAAUGUCUGCCCCACUUUCAGCCCUUAGUCGGAAUGGCGUCACUCGCAUUGUUGGUCCUGAAAGCGCCUGCUCACCGCGACGGACUAGUCAAUCCUAUAAAUUCUGGCAUCUACACACUGCGAUAGCCAGCUGCAAAGACCUGAAUUCAAGCGCAACGGGGACUAUAGGCGGACUUACGCUUCGGUCAUGGGUACUCUGAUUAAGAUAGUAGGUGUAGAGAAAUUCGACUGAGGGGGGCGUGUUCUGUUGUCAUAGAAUUCGCAACAGCGGAUACCUACUGGCUAAAAGUCUAUGGAAGCUGUAUUUUUUAUCGGAGGAAAGACUACAAUUGCGGCAAAAAUAUUGGAGUAUAUAAAACUCUUGACUGGACCUCGCAGAAGAUAUACAAUGCUAGUUGCUAAAUGAGGGACUACAGUAGGCGAUCCACCGUAGGAAUUCUUAACUGCGAUGCUGAAAGGCGUUUUUGACCAGAAAGGGUUACUUAACUGAUGUUGUGAUAUUUCAGUCACGGCAGGUUGCUAGCUCUCAAAUGCAAUUUUCUGAGGUCACCUGCACCAAAUAAGUACACUGAGUGAAAGGUGGCUUCUUGGCUAACAGAAAUUUAUUCCCCUGACUGUCGAUACGCUUUUAAAUUAAAUUAAAUUUGGAUGGGAAAUAAGCACACAGGUCGUUUUCUGGCAUGUAUUUGCAUGCAAGACAAUCAUAUCUUCAAAUUUCACAUUCGCAGAAGGCACAGCUGUCGAUUUAAAGAGAAACCGAUGCUAAUUCGCAAAUGAUUGCAAACCAUACCUGUUUCUGUGGUUUUGAAACAACAAACUCUGUUCUUUUUAUGUAAAGAAAAUCACGCAUUUCUUUUUGGCAUUAAAGAAAUAUCAUACUAGGCUUAUGCAGUUUUGCAGCGGAUAUGAACGAUCCUAUACGAUCCUAUUGGAGUGCACAUCUCGCGAUCUCGAUAAUCUCAUUUCAGUAAAAUUUUCUAGACCAAAAGUUCCCAUUUCUGCGAGUAUAAAAUUCAAAAAUAUAAGUUUGCAUCAAAUGAGAAAAAUAAAGUUUAUUUGUGUACAUGUUUCCCAUCCAAUAUCGUUCAGUUUGUAAGAUCAUCGCAAAUCCCCAUUAAUUAAAUAGUCGCUUUUUGCUAAAUGUGGGUUUUAAAGGCUUCCGGAAAGAAACGAAUUCGAAAGUUAUUACCCUGACAGGACUGAAGUAUGUUAAAAUUCGCUUGUAUAUAAUCAGUAUGACGAAACGUCAUAAGUACCCCCCUCUAAUCGGGAACAUCUAUGUCAUAAGAUUUUAGGCGUUCAUCUGUGCAUUGCCCUGAGAAAUCUAGUGGUAUGGAUAUGAAUAAAGAAACGACAUAAAAGGAGACCAUCAUUUCAUUCGCGGAAAUUGUGAUUCCUCUCAAUUUACCUAGAAACCUGAAAGGUUGGCAAUCCCUGGGAUUUGAUCCCGCCACCUGCUAUUUCGAAGCCCAACACCCUAACCAUCGAGCCAGUUGGUCGUUGUCCUAUCGGUUGCGAUCAGGUGUAUGUAACGGUAGGGGAGUGCGCACGCUUGUCUUUGUCGAUAAUGUCAUUUUACCCAUCUUACGCUCCAUUGUGAGGUAGCUGGAGGGGCCAAAGAGAGAGAGAGAGAGCGUAAAAACGCAACGGGACGAGUGAGUUACGUAGUAAGACCGGUUAGCGCCCCUUUUCCAUCGUACAUAUAUGCAUAUAUAUCAAGCGGAUAAUUUCAGAAAUUAUUCAGUGCAGAACAUGGUGUUAAGUCACCAAGACAUUACUUUUUUACGGUCAGACCUGAAGUUUCGGGAGUACGGUAUAACACGUUUGCUAAUGUAUAUAUAUAGAUAUAUCAAGAGAAUAACAUCAGAAAAUAUUCGCUUAAUUCUUCUUUGGAGUUCAUAUACGAGAAGACGCAUCGAAAACGCUGGAGAUCCACCGAGGAUCCGAGCCCUUCGUUUCAUGCAGCGGAAGAAUACCUGCGAAACACAUGUUCAGGCAUUUAGUUAGUACCUAUGUAGGGAGUGCGGUAUAAAAGCUUUGCCAUAUAUAUAUGCAUAGCCACCGAGAUGAAGCAUUGAACAUGACGCAUAUUUGUCGCUGAUCAUUACCAUCCCCAGUGUACGGGCACCAGAUUAACAUGCAUCCGUGUUCGCCCAAUGCCAAAAUCAGUCUGGCAAUGUGUACACCCUCAUCGUCUGUCUCCUUAACAAUGCUUGCAUUAGCACUCAAAAGUCCGAACUCGAUUACACAACCCUAGAAGGUUAUAAAGUGUUCCUGAGAGUCAGAAUGUUAAUUGAUGCUAUUUUCUGGUUUAUGUCACAUCGGAAUUCCAUCCUGUUGACGCUGAUCCCUUUCAGUGUCCUCAUUUACGCCGCCAUCAAGCCAAAUCAAAGCGGUGAGAAAGAAUCGGACCUCCCAAUGCGAGACAUGAUGAAUGAAAGUGCUGAAACUAUGAGCGAGAAAGAGCUGAAGAGCAAUAAAGGUUGUUCGCGAUUUUGCCAACCCGUCAGCAAAAUGCCAAUGAUUCAGCGAAGAAUCAUGUAAGAGUUGCAGUUUAAGACAUUUUUUCGAUCUGCCAAUGUUUGUGUGUUUUUAUUGUUCCAUCGAGAUACUUAACACUCGCAUGAUAGUUCGACCGUCGAGUCCGACGAUGUUUACCGUGUACUCCACAGAUAGGUGGAGCAGGCACGGUGACGUGCGCGUGAAUUAGUUUACAGAGAUAGUCGACUUGCACAGCAUCUACCGCACUCUCUCCUCCUCUCCCACCUGGACCCACUGUCAAGACAGAGUCAAGAGGACCGGAGGUGGUGGAGGGCGCGAGUAGAUGACACGGUUGAGCCCACAUCUUGGCGCUCCACCCCACACCCUCUGGUUCACACAGCAAAUAACCAGGUUUUUGAUCAACAACCACAAUGGGGGAUGGUAGGGGUCCCAGUGUGCGCAACGACUGCCGACAGCCGGGUCUGUCACCGAACCCUAAAGAUGCUGUCAUCUGUUAUGGUGCGCAGUUCGAUAACGCAUGCCAGAAUCGGAUAUGGCCCCCGUGUUGGUCCAGCGCAUCUACCACGUGCUCCGUUCGGGAGGCGCAACACUUACACUUCCCUACUCCAUUGGGAUACAAGAUAAACAAACAUACAGGCGCAAACGCACACAAUUCGACCAACACUCUCUCUUCACUCACUCUCCUGCGUCCAGUCAAGACGACAGGGGGCGGAUUCAGACGCAGUGACUGGCAAAAAUAAACGUUUCGUCUAAGCGCGUCAAACACGACCUGAUCCCACCCCCCAUAAUGUACCAGGCUCUCCCAGAGACAAGUGGUAGCCUAGAUGUUAUCGGAGUGGGAAGGCGGCCUAGAGCCCUACUCACCGUCCCGUAAGAACCAAGUUAUCCCAUCAGCUGGCAGUCUUCCAAGUCACGACAUUUAGCGUGUCAUCUUAAUUUUAAAGCGCGUUGACCUUUACAGUGGCAAGGAAUGGGCCGAAAGGGUUGUGGAGAUGGAGUCCGCAUAGUCCCCCUCACUCUCUCUUCCCUCUCACAUUCCCCAGCCCACCGUGCGAGCCGUUGGAAAUCUGAUGCUGGGACCAGGCGCAACUGCCCCCCCCCAACACACACAUACACGCACGACAGUUCGAACGUCGAUUCCGACAAUGUCCACCGCGUUCUACACAACUAGGUGCAGAAGGCAGGGUAACUUGCUCGUGAAAUAGUUUGUAGUGAUAGUAAACAUUACGAAUCAUUUACCUAUUUCUCCCUUCACCCACCUGAGUCCGGUGUCAAGACAGAGUCAAGGGGGCCAAAGGCGGGUGAACGGGCAGGCGGUUGGCACGGCCGGACCCCCACCUAGGCGUGCUACCAAACCCUCUGAUCCACAACAUACGCUUGAUCAGGAUUUUUCACCAACAGCAACGCCCCAAGAGGGGUCAGAAGGACGAGGAUGAUGACUGGGGAACCAUGCCCACCACCUGUAUACACAGCGGAAGCGCAAACGCAUCUACCGGCAGCGAACCAGGUGCCAGGGGACUGCCAGCGCAUAUCAGGCUGCGAGGACCAUGGUUUGCUGAUCCUCGCACGGCACAUGCUAUCAGACAUUUUGGCUGCAGAUAAAUUAUUGACAGAACACACGACUGUUACUGGUGCGGGAAGCUACCUAAAUGUCUGUGGUAGAACACCAAGUUUUCAGUUUUCUAAAGCGUGUUUAGAAUGCGCUCUAGAGGACCGCGCUUCUAUAUGAAAAAGGCAAUUUGAAGGGUAUUUUUUACGAAGGUGUGUCUGAUCUCACCGGCCUGAUAAAGUUGCAUACUCUUCCCAGGAGACAUUUAGCAGACCACGACAACAGCCAGUGACAUUAAGUGCAUCACAUGCUCUUAGAAAACUGUUUCACGUUUCAGCGGCAUCGUUCUAUCCAUUGGUGCUGGUGCGCUUUUCGGCAAUACCUUCGUUCCCACAAUUUACAUUCAGGGACGAUAUGAAAAUGCGAGUCAGCAGGGUAAGCGCUAUUUUGCCAAAACGCCUGACAAAUCUGUACUGUAGUUAUCUUAGCCUGUUUAAUGACUACCUCCUGACAGUCAGGAAAAAUAAAUUAUCUGCCGAGGGUUGUCGACUGAAAUUUGAUUGCAUUCAUCGACUGAAAAUGGCUCAAGCCUUCGUUUUCUCUGUUUAUUUUUUACUUACGGUUUAUAUUGGCGCGCGCGGUGUGGGUUUCGAUUAUUGAAUGCCUUCAUCAGAAAUUGCCACCGAAAAAUUACCAAACAUUUGGGGACUUUUUGGGCACCCCUUUUCGCAGAAGGCAAAAUAAUAUGAGGUAGUACCUUGCUAAUGGCCUAUCCAAAACAAACACAUUUUACGCAUUUUACGGGGAAUUACGUUUUGUUGAGGCCAAUUUUUAGGGAAAAAGACUGAGUGAAUCCAUGGGCGCUCCCCAGGCCGACAUCGCUUUCGGUUAUUGCGCAUACGGCUUUGAGCUUAAUGCAUGUAUAGUAAAAUAUCUAGAAGGUAGAUGAAGGUGGCCAUUUCUUUCAGCCGGCAUUAUUCAACUCCAGGUCCGCAGUCAACGAAAUUAAAAAAUCGUAUUCUUCCGCCAUCCUGCUUUAUUAGAUUCAACGCCUAUCCUUCUUCGUCGCCCCUUCCCCUGAUCCCUGACGGGACCGGACUAUGAUCAGCCCUGGUUUCUGACAUAUCCGGCCGCCCUUCAUUACCUCGCGCAACACUACUGCUCAUUGGAUAUUUUUCAACUAUCUCUGUUCUGCCCAGAGUUAAUUAUUUCACUGGGCAGAUCCGAUGGUUACUACUUGAGAACGCACGAUAAUCGACUUUGACUUAAGCGAAAACAAUUACUAUGGAGUUUUCAGGGAUAUCACAGCCCGAAUAGAAAUGGAACAUUAAGCACAUGCACAAACCUUUGUCCUAUUUAUAACUUGUUUGUUAGGUAGAUUAUACAUAAAUACAGUGGGCACAUAAAAAUAUUCUAUUUCGAGGAGAAACGUCUUACCACAAAGAGACCACAACAGCGCAAAAGAUGCUUAGAAUUACAGAGAAUAGUCUCUGUUCUGUUACUACGUUUCAUGAAAUCACUUAAGAUUACGUUCCAUGCCGAACAGCACUGAAACGCGACUUGAGUAUUGACAAUUGUGCCAAUGCUUAUUUGAAGACUCCGCUCAGCGUCCUACCUCUGCACUUUUCGGUUAGGUACACCAAUAGCAUCCACUUUUCUUUUAUUUUUAGGGCUUGAUUAUGUAUUUUCUAAUUUCGUUGGAAUUUGGACCGCCUCCACCGCAAUCUUCGUCAUCUACGCCUGUGCCAAGCGCAACCAACCCUGGAUACCCGCUCCCAGUGCCAUUUUGCCGGCACUUGUGAGUGGAGUCCUCUGGGCAGCCGCGCAGUCGGCCUGGUUUGUGGCCAAUGCUGCCCUAGGUGAACCCAUCACCUUCCCCAUCGUGACAACCGUGCCAGCUCUAAUUGCCACAAUCUGUGGCCUGAUAUUCUUCAAGGAGAUCACAGUGAGUUUGGCGAGUCAAAAUGCAUGCAUGAAGUUCAUAAAACUACCCAAUUCUGCGCAGUUUUAAUGAAUGCAUUCGAAUUCUCGUGGUUGGAUUCGUCGCCUACAAUUGUGCCUCUUCUAUAUAAAUUGAAUAAAUCUGAAUAAUCAAUAAACCCUAUCCAUUUUACGGAUAGAUUUUGAUUGCGAACGGAAACUUUCACAGAGGUUACUGGAAUAUUUUAGAUUGCAGGCAACGUCCGUUGAUCACCAAUCUAAUUAAUUGAACUAACUCUAGGAUCAUUUCUCGUUUUUUGGCAUGCUCCCACACAUUUUGACAUUUUAUUACUAGUUGUGCUUUCUGGGCGUCUGUUGCUGAUGUGAACUUUAGCUUUACAAGUUAGCGCUUCUUAGACGUUUCAAAACUCACUGCCGUUUUCGGAUAUGCGGUGUACUUGUCGCUUUUAACUGAUUAUCCGUAUCGCAUACUACUGAAACUUCAAAUACCUGCCAGUCCGGCUUGGUUUUGGUGGAUAAAGGACCGCUUUCUUUAAUCUCCGCCCCAAAAACUUUCUUUCUCUACAAGUCGACUGGAAAUAUUGGUCCAACUCUAUCCCCGAAAACGACUGCCACGUGCAUUUAAAAAAUGAACAAAUGAAAGUAGAACGAAUGCAUAAUAUUUCUGCAGUUACGACUGAUUUUUGAUUCGCACUUAGUUCAUAAGUCGUUCUUGGCCAUUUUAUAAAAAACCGAAAAAGAUUUUUCUGUUAAUAAAUGCGCUUAGCUUUCUUCCUUUACUCGAUUUAUACGUCCUAAGAGAGUUAAUGUGAAGACGUCGGAUCUUCUUAGACAUUAGAAGUGUUAUUAGGUAAACUGUGACAUACCGAUAGUUUGCAUGGUCAAACGUCAAUUUUGAGCACAAUAGGACUGGAUUUGCGAUGGGCGGUCAGAAUAACUAUAUUAUAACCGGAUCUGCGAUGUUUAUACAUAUAGAAGUAUAUAGUGGCGACAUUCACAAAUAAGAGGGAGACUGGAACGAUAAUAUUUGGAUUAUUGACCAUCAAGCCCUCAACUAUCCCCAGCCCAAGCUGAGCUGCACGAGUUCGUACCCGCACCCUGUCACCAUGUGUUGCAAUGACGAAACUGUGACUUAUUUCACUGGCAGAUUCGUCUAUCCUUCUACGCCUUCCCUUCCCCUGUCCCCUGACGGGCCCUCGUGGGCUCAAUGAUUAAGAUUCCGGACUCGGGUCCCAGUUGUUCGGAAGCUGAGGUGGGGUAAUGCUGGUUGAUUAAGACUAAUAAGCUACCACAAUCCCCGUUGUCUUUGUCAGUAUUUUAUCUUGUAUGCUUACAGGUUGCUUUGCGGUUGCCUUUGAAAGCCUUUGAUUGAGCUCCAAGGCACGAUGGGUUGGGCAUGUGUCGUAACCCCUGAUCGGCCAAAGUUCUCCCACUAAUAAAUAUACAUAUAUACUCCUGCAUCGAAAAUAUCAUCCCAAGAAAUUUAUUUAGAAAUAUAUCAAGUCCGUUAGGAUCAAAAUGAAGUUUAUUAUGCGUAUUUUCGAACGCUGUUUCUAAAAACAAUACUCACAGGGGAAAGUGAAUGAACAGGCACAUCUGGCCAAAUUCCUUUUAUAGAACUCACAAGGACAAGUGUAGAUUGAUGCAGACAAUGGAUGUCUCUUAGUUAAAACUCCAGCCAACCACAGUACUUUUGUUGGGCAGUGCUUAAGUGCAGUUAUUUUUAUACAUUUCGCAUCUGAUCAGCUGGAGAAUCAUUCUUCAAAAUAAGCAUAACAAUCUUUGCUGCUUUCGAAAAUAACUUGUUAUGUUUCUGACAUAUUCAUAAAUAUAUGUGGUAGUGGCACUUGCAGAGCCCCAAUAUAAUUGCCAGCUGGAACUCCAGAUGCGUAUACUGCCUUUGUUUCCGGUGGCUCUCCUAGUCGUCAACAAGACACUUAACUACAAAUUUUUCCAAUAAUGAUGAUAAUGGACUCAUCACGGUCUUUUAUAGAUAAUUUCGUGAUUGUUUAACGGAUAAAUAAUGCUAGUUACAACUAUAUUGACUGGCAUAAAUAACUCCGCCCAGAGGGAAACAAUGAUUUUAUGCCUGCUAAUAGGUGACGAUAAAAUAUAGUGCAAAGUAAAGCGCAUUAACGUCUAUUUCCUCGUAUUCUUUCAAGGGCCUUCGAAACUACAUUCUCCUCGGAUGCGCGUUUUGCGUAACUGCAGUCGGUGUUGCACUGAACGCUCUGUCUCGAUGA
This is a messenger RNA of Spirometra erinaceieuropaei, 15012 nucleotides long. The record is from the annotation of a GenBank genome assembly. NCBI's taxonomy places the organism in Eukaryota, Metazoa, Platyhelminthes, Cestoda, Diphyllobothriidea, Diphyllobothriidae.